Molecule: messenger RNA, 916 nt
Organism: Tetranychus urticae (two-spotted spider mite)
Lineage: Eukaryota; Metazoa; Arthropoda; Arachnida; Trombidiformes; Tetranychidae
Product: troponin C
Cellular component (GO): myosin II complex
Molecular function (GO): calcium ion binding
Source: RefSeq, a predicted model, not a curated record
UCACCUUAAAAGUUUUUUUUCGCGAAAAUCUGAACGUAAAAUUAGGUAAGAUCGAGUUGCUUUUUUUCAAACCAUUUGACUUUAUUUCUUUCUUCUCGGCUGCUUCAUCUUAUCGGCUGUUGUUCAUUUUUUUUGUUAGUUUUUUGUUCUCGACUGUUUUUAUUUACAUAUUUUUUUGGUGUUCAGUUCAUUCAAUCCUCUCAUCAUCAAGUAAUCUUGUUGAUUAGUUAACCUUUAAUUUUAUCAAUCCAUUAAUCAACACCAGUUUAAUUUAUCAUCAACACCAUGGCUGAGGAUCUAACGAAGGAACAAGUUCAAAUGCUUAGGAAAGCAUUCGACAUGUUUGACCGAGAAAAAAAGGGUUACAUUGCCUGUAACAUGGUCUCAACCAUCCUGAGAACAUUGGGUCAGACUUUCGAAGAGUCUGAUCUUCAGCAAUUGAUUGAGGAAAUCGAUGCUGAUGGUAGUGGUCAACUGGAGUUUGAUGAAUUCUUGACCCUUUGUGCUCGUUUCUUGAUUGAGGAAGACGCUGAAGCCAUGCAAGAGGAGCUCCGAGAAGCCUUCCGUUUAUACGAUAAGGAAGGAAACGGUUACAUCAAAACAUCAGAUUUGAGGGAAAUUUUAAGAGCUCUUGAUGAUAAAUUGACUGAAGAUGAGCUCGACGAGAUGAUCGCUGAGAUCGAUACCGAUGGAUCAGGAACCGUCGACUUUGAUGAGUUCAUGGAAAUGAUGACAGGAGAUUAGACGGUCGGAUUGACAAUCAAUGACUUCAACAUCGGAAACAAUUAUUCAUCGAAGAACCAAAUUUAAUCUAAUUACACAAUCUAUUGUAACAAACGAUUGCACUUGGUGUUUAAUGUUAAUAACAACAAAGUGAAGUUUGUUAAGACAAAUUGCUGCAAAUAAAAACUUCAGC